Condylostylus longicornis is the source of this 5361-nucleotide messenger RNA. RefSeq names its product transmembrane protein 132E (gene dtn). Bases 72 to 4103 code for a protein of 1343 amino acids. The record is from RefSeq and is a predicted model, not a curated record. The transcript is spliced from 16 exons. Lineage: Eukaryota; Metazoa; Arthropoda; Insecta; Diptera; Dolichopodidae.
UAGGAGGAUAUUGUUUGUGUGUUGAGGUACAUUUUGAAACGGCUGAUAGUGGAUUUUUCCUAAAACAUUCAAUGAGAUCACCACCUUUAUCGCCUGAAAUAACAACAUCACAAUCAAGACCGAAAAUUACAUCGGAUUCAAUAUUAUCAACAGAUCGAUUUACUGUUGUACAAACAACUCAACCAGUAUCAAUACGUGCCAGUUAUGGACCAUUUUCUACAAAACAAACAGUUCCAGCAAGAUAUAUAGUACCGGAUGUAAUCGAAUCACAAGGGGAUAAUGCAAAUAAUACAACGGCAGCACUAAUGGAUUUACAACAAUCAAAUUUACAUUUGGAUAUUUCAGCACAUUUAGUUCAAACUUCAAUACCCCGAGAUUCACCAGUUUUAAGAGUAUUAUUUCAUGCUGGUGCUGAUCCUGGAGGUCAUUUGCAACGUCAAAAAAUUUGUGUAUUACUUCAUGUAGGUUUAACAAGUAAACAACCUUUAAAAGGUCGUUGUAUGCCUGAAGGAGAGGAUGGAGUUUGUGUUGCUGAGGUUAUAAUACCAUCUAAUUGGUGGCCACAACUUCCACCGCCAGAAAAAGAAACAAAUGGUUCAAUGCCACCAAAAGUUCCCCAACGUUUAGUUCAAGUUUCAUAUAGUGUUUUUGAGCCACCAACAAAAAAUCCUGAGCUAUGUGAACCAAAAGUACAAAUACAACCGCUAACAUCUUUUGCACAAGUUCCCUUAGUUGCAGCACAAUCAGCUUAUAAAGAUUUAAGAGCCGAUGAUUCACUAACAUUUUUAAUACCACAGCCAACAUUAUAUCCAAUGUCAAAAAUUCAUGUACCAGUAUUUUUACAACAACAACCAGAUCAAAAUAUUGGAGCAUUUACUGUUCGUGCUAGAGUAAAAGCUGGUUUAAAAAUUCUUGGAGCAACAGCUACAUCUGAUCAAUGGAGUAUUGAGGUUCAAAAAGAUAAUCCGAAACAUACAGUUGCUGUUGUUACAGCAAUUAAAAAAGAUCAAGAUGUUGAUGGCGAUUCUAAAGAUAUAGAAAUUGAUGCUAGCAGUAACAAUAAUAAUAAUAAGAUUACGGAAAUAUUUUCUUGGUUAUUAGAAGUUGCAAAUGAUACAAAAGAAAACUGGGAUGGUGGAAAGAUUAUUUGGUCUGUAAGUUAUUCAUAUGAUGGUCCUAAAUUAAAAGACGCAUCAUUGGAAAGUACAGGAGCUACACCUGAAGAAGUGAGAAAAAAGCUAAUUGCUAAGCUAGAGAUUAACAAAGAUGAUAUCCAAGCUGUUCUGCCAAUUGCAAAGAAUUGGGAACUAAUGAAUACAGCCGUACUAACAGGACGACAAGUUUCACAAGCAAUGAAAGUUUUUAUUGUAUCACAAGCUGGAAAAGUUGCUGAUGUAACGUUGCAAAGUUCUUGUCAUGCAGAAGACGAAAGUGUUAUAAAGGUCUCAUCAUCAUGUAGUUCAGUAUAUGUAGACGGAUCUGAAAUUCGAGGCUCAUCAAAUGCCUCUAUUAUUGUAAAGUAUGGAACUUAUAUUGGUUUAGCAAAAUUCAUUGUAUGGAUGCCAGAAUUUCCAUUGGAAGUAUAUGUUUCCGAUUUUCGAUUAUCACAAGUUAAAGGUUGGAAAGUUCCAGAAGAUCAACAUUAUGGUCAUGGCAAAGGAAAUCGUCGACGUAAAAGAGCAUACGGUUGGAAUCAUCACGGAGAUGAUUUUAUGAAUGUUUUAGGUCCUGAAAAAACUGUUUGUAGAGCUCGAUAUCAACAAAGCCCGGUUGAAGUUUAUGCAAGAUUCUUAGCGAUGGAUCAGAACUCUGGACGUGUUAGUUAUUUGAUUUCAAGAAGAACUGGAUUACGUGUUACAGAUUUAGUGCAGCCACUUUUAAGGGUUGCUGAUCCGAAAAUUGCAACACUUAAAGGAAGAAUCCUUCAGGGAAAAUCGAUGGGACGAACUGAUGUUCAGGUUCUUUCACCAAUCACUGGUCGUGUAAUUGGUGCUAAAGAAAUUCGAGUUGGAAGUGAUAAAGUUACUUUAACAAGACUAAUCGUACGGGUGGUUUCAGGAUUGCAAUUGACCAUAACUCCUGACAAUGCAAUUGAAAAUGGAUAUAUUGCUGAAACUUCAGUUACACGUCGUUUAACAGCCCAAUACCAAGAAGGCUUACUAGAUAUUGAUUUGGAGUUUUCGGAUGGAGCUCGAACACCUUUAAGAGAUGUAUCAGUUGACGACUACUUCCUGCUUGUUGAAAGCUUGGAUUCUGAAGUUGUAGCUUUUGCUCCGAUGUUGGCUUCACAUCAUCCACGUGUUAUUGCUGUUGGCGAAGGAAACGGUGAUUUGUUAAGAGUAACAUUAUUAUUGUCAGAAGAAUGUCGUCUAAGACGUGGAAUACCUGCGUCUAAGCAAGCUAAAUCUGCUCCCGGAUCUUUGGCAAGUGCUCUGGCUUCUGUUCAGGUUGAUUUUAAUACUGGCGAUAAUGCAGCCAAACCAGAUACUGUACAAAAUGAUGGAAUAUUAGGAAGAGAUCGAAAAGGUUUACGAGACUCAGGAGACCUUAAUGAUAUAAUUGGAAUUCCGUUAAAAGAUGAAGGAAAUCACGAGCCAAACGUGCAAGCUAGACAACAUAGGGGAGGUAUGACCUCAAUAGAUGGAAUGCGGCAUAAACCUGGGCCACAUGAUAUGACAUCAAUGGAAAUUGGAAUGUAUGUUCUUUUAACCGCAUUUUGCGUUGCCAUUAUCGUGUUCGUGAUUUCAUGCGUUGUCUAUGCAUCGAAGUUUCGGCCCAUUACAAUUGAAUCGGGUUUGGACAACGUCGGGGGAGCAAAAGAUUUACUUUCAACUAGUGGACUUUUAAGAGAUUCGAGAAAACCUAGAGAAUCAACAACAAACGCUCAUGAUUGGGUGUGGCUUGGAAGAUCAACUCUGGAUCGCUCAUCAGUUGCCCACGACUCAAUGAACGGAAAUAUUUUUGAAAAUCCUAGAGAUUCAAGAAUUCGUAUUACGAGUAAUCCGAUGAAUAUAAAUUAUUCAGAUCCAGAUGAUGUUGUAAAUCGCAUCACAAGUUUUGAUAAUUCUGGACGGCAUGUACCCUUGUGCCACAUGAACAAUCAGAAUAAUAUUAAUUCUACUACAUACAAUAAAAACGAAAUCAGAGAAAAUAAUAAUACAUUACCACCACCGUUACCCCCACAUAAUCGUCAUGGGCAAAACGGAAACAAAAUUGAAUAUAAACCACCAGUGCCACCUCAUAGAAAUAUUGGUGUAACUGCUAAUAAUAACACUAACAAUAAUUGUAGCAAUAAUGGAAAUAUUGAAAAGGAACAAAUACCACCUGUAGCUCAAAAACGCCAUCAUCAUAAGCAUCAUCGAAAUUCGAAUCAUAUUCAUAAUCGUAAAUCACAAGUAAAUGGAGGCAUUGAUAUGAUUCGUUCGUAUGAUAGACCCCAAGAACAACAAAUCCCAUCUACAUCUCAACCACAAUUACAUACUCAUCAUCAACAACAGCCACAGCAGCAUGGUUUAAGUUUCACGCAAGAACAAUUAAACAAAGCAUUCUACAACCAAAAUUCACCAGAACAAACAUUUUCACCAAAAGAAAUUAGCCCAUCUAAUGAUGAAGAGUCUCCAACUCAGAAAAAAGAUAUGCAUAUGGCAGAAAGAUUAGUUGAAAAUGCAGCACAACAACAAAAAAGUAUAUUCCAAUUUGAUUCAUUAACUCCAAAACGUGAUGCUGAAGAAUCAAAUGUAACAGCAGAAUGCACGCAAAAUGAUAUUAAAACAAAUAAAGAACGUGAAAGCGAUUCAAUAAAAAUAGAAGAAAUCCCAGAAGUAAAAAGGAGACAUAAAAAACAAUUAUCAGAAACUCCCGUCCCUAUGAGUGGUGAAACAACAUCAAGUUCUGAUGAUAAUGGGGGUUUUAUUACACCACCCGGUGAAGAAAAAAUAAGAAAACAUCAAAUUAAAAGAGCAACUGUAGUUGGUAAUCCUAUGUUCUCUACAACGUCAGAUGGUGAUAUUGGCCCAGGAGAAAGUUUAGGUCUUGAUGAUUUGGAUAUGGAUUAUGAACAGAUUAUGCAUUAUUUUGAUAAUUUAAAGGAAUCAAACGCUUGAGUUCAAGAGAUCAUUGCAAAGAUACGCGAAAUACUAUCAACAUUUAAAGAACAAUAUCGUAAUGUGGCAAUGCCACCAGCUAGUCCAGAAUUAGUUAAUAUUAAUGAUCCAGAUUUUGAAUAUUUUUUCGAAAAUUUAAGUGAAUCUUAUGCUUAAGUUUAUAAAAUGUAGAAAAAAAACCAAAACAAAUAUAAUAAAUAAAUAAGUUGAUAGUAAAUUAAACAAAACAAAAAAAAAAUAUUAAACUAAAUUAAAAUACAAAAAAAAAGACACUUAAACUAAAAUGAUAAUUAAAAAAAAAUGUAUUGAAUAAGGACGAAACUUAUAUCUGAAUUUAAUAGAAUUAUUAAUAUUAUAAAUGUAUGUAAUACGAUGAUGUGGUCAAUUGAAAUAUAUAACAGUUUAAAAUUAAAAACAAAAAAAAACAUAAAAAAAAUAAGCUAAACAAAAUAUGAAACAAAAACUAUUAAAAAAAAAACAAAACUCAUAUAUAAGUUAAAAAUAUAAACGCUUAGUUAAAGCUAUUGUGUAUAUAUACAUAUUAUAUAUAAAUAUUAUGUAAUUAAAAAAAAAUAUAUAAAUACAAAAGUCUAGUUUAUGUUAAUAUUCAUAAUAAAUAUAAACUAAAGCAAAAUUAAUUUAUGUAAUUUACCAAAAAACAAAAAAACAAAAAAAAAGCAAAAAUAUAAAGCAUUAAGUUUUGUAAAGUAUUAAAUAAAAAUUCAAAAUAUACAAAAAAACACAAAAAAAAAAAACUAAAACUGAAACUGAGACCCUCACAAAUUCUAUAACAAAAAAAACAAACAAAAAAAAACAUCUUAUAUAGGAAUGAAGGAUAUAAAGAUCGUCUAAUUGUGGCUUCGCGACUUUGCAGUGAUCUGUUAAAAAAAAAUUAACAAACAGAAUAAAAUCAAAUAUCAAAAAGAAUCAAAGAAAAAAACAAAAAUUACCAAAACGAAAAAAAUUUUCUUUAUUAAGUUUCUAAACUAAAAUUAAAUUAAAUUUAAAAAAAGAAAAAUAACAAUUUUUUAAAAAAUAAAAUUUUUUUAAUACGAAAAACAACAAAAGAUUAAAAAUUAAACAAAUAUGCAUCCAUUCAACAUUCAAAAAAAUUUCCAUUUCACCCAAUAAUUUGAAUAUCGCAAAAAAAAAUAUUUAAAAAAUCGUAGAUUAAUAGGUACAAAAAUACUAUUUUCAAUUUUUUAAUAUUUAAAUUUUCAUUUGUAUGCCUUCUUUUUUUAUUCAAUUUCGUAUUUAA